AUGUAUGCUUUCGGGAGGACUCCGGCUUUGGGGUUACUGAUCUUCAUUUCUAUUCUGGUGCCUGUUAGCACUCCAGUGUCUGUACAGAUGGGUACAAAGGCUCUGCUGUGUUGCCCUGCUAUUCCACUGAUGAAAGCAUUAUUAAUAACAUGGGAAAUAGCCCCAAGAGACCAACCUCCUUGCAGAAUAUCCUACAGAGCAGAAACUAGGGAGACCAAUAAAACCAACUGUACAGACAGGAGAAUCACCUGGGCCUCCACACCUGACCAGAGUCCUGACCUUCAGAUCAAUGCAGUGGCCCUCGAUCAUGAUGGCAAUUACUCAUGUGUUAUGACAACAUCUAGUGGAAAUUUCCUAGACAGACAUGACCUCCAAGUUCUAGUCCCUCCUGCAGUAGCCCUGUCUCCAGGGAAAAAUAGAACUGCAGUUUGUGAGGCGACUGCAGGCAAGCCGGCUGCUCAGAUCUUCUGGACUCCACAUGGGUACUGCAAAACAAAGAAUGAACCUCACAGCAAUGGCACCAUGUCUGUCAGGAGCACAUGCUACUGGGAGCAGAACAAUGUGUCCAGUGUGUUCUGCUUUGUCUCCCAUUUGACUGGCAACCAAACUCUGUCCAUACAAUUGAAUCAAGGUGUCACCAGCAUGUCACUGCAUUCCUUGCUGACCAUUGUCUAUGCGAAACUUUCCCUUUGGGGAAUCAUUUUGCUCAUCGUGGGAUUUGCUUUCUUCCAGAAGAAAAAAUUACUUCAGCAUCUGGCUGUUUUAAACAAUGGAGCCCACAGCUCUGACAACAGGUCUGCCUUGCUGCAGAUCUAA
Messenger RNA from Onychomys torridus (southern grasshopper mouse), 816 nucleotides. RefSeq names its product cell surface glycoprotein CD200 receptor 2-like. Gene Ontology annotation, biological process: regulation of neuroinflammatory response. The transcript has 5 exons. Gene Ontology annotation, cellular component: external side of plasma membrane. Bases 1 to 816 code for a protein of 271 amino acids. Gene Ontology annotation, molecular function: signaling receptor activity. The record is from RefSeq and is a predicted model, not a curated record. Lineage: Eukaryota; Metazoa; Chordata; Mammalia; Rodentia; Cricetidae.